Molecule: messenger RNA, 582 nt
Organism: Lycium ferocissimum
Lineage: Eukaryota; Viridiplantae; Streptophyta; Magnoliopsida; Solanales; Solanaceae
Exons: 2
Coding region: 1-582 (193 amino acids)
Source: RefSeq, a predicted model, not a curated record
AUGGGUGACCUCCCAGAUGAUCAUUGCAAUUUAGAUACCAAUAUGAUUGCUACUGUGUUAGAUGGCGACAUUGCAAAAAGCCCAAGGCACCCUAUUAAAGAUUAUAUUACAGCCGUCCCAAAAGUAUAUCGCAAAAUCGUUAGUAGGCGGAAGGCAUAUCUUGGGCGUAGGCGUGCACAUGCGAUAGUCUAUGGCAAUUGGGAGGGCUCUUUCAGGAAGUUAUCGAGAUACAUGACGGCUACUUCACAACACUUCAAUCACUGGCUAUUGUUGAAUGAAAGCUCGAAUCGGCUUUGGUGUGCCGUGAAUAUUUUUGAGUUUGUGUUUUGGGCAUUCAAACCAUGCAUUGAUGGUUUUGAUCAUUGUCGGCCAAUAAUAUCAAUAGAUGGAACACAUGUGUAUGGGGUAUACGACAUAAAGCUGCUAAUUGCAGUUGAAAUGGAUGCAAAUGGAGUUAUAUUCUCUCUAGCUUUUGUAAUUGCAGCCAAUGAGUGGGGUCUUUUAUUGAACUACUUGAGGCAACACGUUAUUAAGGAUCGUAUGGGCAUAUGUGUUAUAUCAAACAUAAAUGCGGCAUAUUGA